Clarias gariepinus (North African catfish) is the source of this 2657-nucleotide messenger RNA. It is a transcript of the gene fam110b, whose product is annotated as family with sequence similarity 110 member B. The record is from RefSeq and is a predicted model, not a curated record. The transcript has 3 exons. The coding region runs from base 564 to 1652 and encodes 362 amino acids. Lineage: Eukaryota; Metazoa; Chordata; Actinopteri; Siluriformes; Clariidae.
GUGAUGUAGACGUGUUUCAGUGUGUUGUAGUUCCGCUCCCCCCCCGCAGGUCAGGAGAAUGAAGAGUCCCAAUGCAGCAGGGCUUCAAUAAGACUGUGUGUUGCUGCCCAAAGCCGAGGCUCUCAAGUCUUUUAUGGGGAAACAUCAGCAUCCUGGGCUUUAUCUGCAUCUUUUCCAGCACUGAAGGCAUCGCUCCGACGCCGACUGAGAGUCUGCAGGCGCUGGAGGAGAAAGGAGACGCACAAGCUAGACCCGAGUCGGUCAACAGCUGAGAAACAUACACACAUACAGUACACACACUCACACAGGUCCAACAAAAGGGCAAACCAUAGGGAGGAGGCUUUGCCACAGCCUGGUGCCCUCCUAUCCCCCCUCGUGUCCCGUGUGGGCUGGAUUUAUAUAUUUGUCUCCGAGGGGGGGAGGAGGCUGAUAGAUCACGGAGCAUGACGGCCAGCUGCUAAGACGGCUCUCACACACACUCCGCUUACCCGGCUGGAUGUGUGUGUCCUUUGCCGGAGUCCAGAGCCGAAAACACCACGGCGGCCUCCCAAAACCCAGCGGAGAUGCCCACCGAGACACUGCCGCCAGAUAGCAAGGGUUUGGGCGCUGGUGGCGCCGUGGCAUCGGCCGUACCCCUCCGAAUCCUAAACAAAGGACCUGAAUACUUCAGACGCGCGGCCGAACCCAACCCAAAGCGCCUGAGUGCUGUGGAGCGUCUCGAAGCUGACAAAGCCAAGUACGUCAAGAGUCAGGAAGUCAUCAACGCAAAGCAGGAACCGGUGAAGCCGCAAGUGCUUGCAAAACGGAGCCCGGGAGUCAGUUCGGCUCUCAAAGCCUCCAAUAAUAACGCCAAGUCAGAUACCUGUGCCAGCACCAAGCGUGAAAAUCUCAACCUGGAGAUCCUGAAGAACCUGCUCAACAGCUCGUCCUCAGCAGAAGGACCUGCUAAAAGCUCUGUCGCGAGAAGCUGGGCACCAGAAUCUGGGCACCGCUCUUUCCCUGAGUCCCUGAAUGUGCCAGCCGCAGCAUUUCAUGGCCGGAAAAGCCCCCAGAACCUGAACUUAAGUCGUGGACUAAUGGAAAACCAUGGGGCAGAGGGCGAUCGUUUACCACUCCAUGCCUCGCAGAGCUCCUCGGACAUCCGGCGUCUGUGUAACAGGAAACCGUUCCGUUCAGGACGCAGCAGCAGCAGCAGCUCAGCUCCUCCACUUCCCCCAAAACCAAGUGCAAAGGCUUUAGGCAUCUCUGACAACACAAAAUGUCCAGCUGCAAAAGAACUAGAAGCUCGCCGGCCCUCGUUGCAUCGCUCCAAAUCGGACUUGAGCGACCGCUUGGCCCGGUCCGGCGCAGACGCCGAGAGGUUCUUCAACUACUGCGGGCUGGAACCAGAUGAGCUUGAUGGUUUUGUCGAAGGCUUUGGACGCGCCAGCUCUGAUAUCGUAUCUUUGAACUUUCGUAGCGCUAGCAUGAUCAGCUCAGACUGCGGCCGCUCGCGACACAUUGAUGACAACGACGACCUCUCCAACGAAGACGAGGAUGAGGAGGAGCGAGUCCCUUACGGCAUUUCAGCAGUCGAGCGCAACGCUCGCGUCAUAAAGUGGCUCUACAGCAUCAAGCAGGCGCGAGAAUCGCAGAAAGUCUCGCACGUUUGAGGUUUUGGAUUUUAUGAACAAGCUACAGCCUCUUGCGUGUCUCACUUCUAACUCUCUAUUUUGACGAUCAAGUGCACUGUCUUUAUCUUGAAGGACUGACUGGCCAAACACAGCCGUUUGUUUUUCUUUCUAGGUUUACAGCUUUUUUUUUUUUUGUUUGUUUGUUUUUUGUUUUAGUUGCUUUCCAUAUCUUCAGAUUUUGCAUGACCUCUUCACACAAAUCAAAAGCGCCCCUGGCGUCUGGUUUGUUGCGUCUCAGCUGAAAGGUGGCCGUUUUACUGAACAGCUCCAGCUCUGAGAGGGUUCAUCGCUCUCUUCUUUCCGCCUCUGUACGUCAGCUCACUGUUUUCCGUCUCUGUUUGAGCGCACUGAGCCAGGAAGCCAUACGGGAAUGAGUGCAGAGCAUUGGUGUCUUUUAGAUGUCUUUUCUUCUUUAGUUUUCUCUCUUUCCUUUUUUAAACCUGUGUGUAUACGUGUGUGUGUGUGUGUGUACGUGGGUGAAUCAGUGUUCCAGAAGCAUGUCUGAUCCAAAAAAAUUGAAAUAUCAGGCUUCCAACAGGAUGGUUACGCACCACAUCGUGUACGUAGUUACUUCUUUUUAGUUUGUUGUCCCUCACGCUCCUGUUACGACGGUACUCAUUGUUUUGUUCAGUGUAAAUUCUGUAAGAUUAUGUAUAUAAUUUGAAAUCAUUGUCAAAAGAAAAUCAUAAAAAUGUAUAAAAAAAAGAUAAAAACAAACGACCCCUGGUGUUGUGUGAUGAAGAUCCUGCUAUGCUGUUCCAUCCUGUAGCUCUCGCUUUGGUCUUCCUUCCGUUUUUCUUUUUUUUCUUUUUUGAGUUCACAUCACCUGUCUGUGUCCAUGAUCAACUCUGUACAUCACUGUUCUUAUAACAACCUUAAAUGUUAGCGAUAUUCCACCUGGAUUUGUUCCUUAAAGAUUUCUUUCCGUUAAUUAUUUUUAAUUAUUUCAAUAAAUGGUGGAUUUGCCAUAUUUUGCCAUCAGUA